Messenger RNA from Pleurotus ostreatus (oyster mushroom), 1455 nucleotides. RefSeq lists its product as uncharacterized. NCBI's taxonomy places the organism in Eukaryota, Fungi, Basidiomycota, Agaricomycetes, Agaricales, Pleurotaceae. Bases 1 to 1455 code for a protein of 484 amino acids. The transcript has 6 exons. The record is from RefSeq and is a predicted model, not a curated record.
AUGGAGAAGCACCGUAGCCACCAAUACCAACCGUACUCGUGGCAUCAGUCGCAUGAUCAGGCAACAGUGUUGCUGCUAGUGCCCUACGACACUCAAGACGAGGACAUGGUUGUCAUCAUCGAGCGUGAUUAUAUCGUCGCAGGAGUGAGAGGACAAGCCCCCAUUCUCAAGGGGAAAGUGUAUGCCGGAGUGGACACUCGGGACUCAGUAUGGAUGCUGGAACCCCGACCCUCGCGGCGGUCUACUAGAGAGCGCACCAUAUCAUCUUUGUCGACAGCUACUUCAUCGACGCACUCCUCUUACGCCUUUGUGUCCGACCCCGAGAUCUCAAGCAGCUUUGCCGCCUCACUGGACAGCGCCCAAGCUUCUGACACAGAAGAAUUCACCGUCUCUCCCGCGCCCCGUUCACCCACUCUGUCAUCCGCAGAUGAACGCUCCUACUCGCCUCAGAGACGGCAUCACUCACAAGUGGCAACAUCGCGGCCAGUUUCUCCGGGCCAUCUAUUGCAGAGUCUGGCGUCAUCCUACUCGUCCCUUGAAUCCCUUCAUUCUACUCAAUCAGGCAGACUUCUGACCAUACACCUUGAAAAGGAACAAUCUAUAAUCUGGCCUUCAUUAAUCGUUGGUCCAGUACCGGAGUCUGUCUCCCCUUGCCUAACGGACACUGUAGUCUUUGACAUGAGUCAUGAACUCGAGCACCAGUAUAAUAUGGAUCCUACCAGCUUAGUACUCAUAGCUCUCGAUCUAUACGACAUUCGUAAAAACAAAGAGGAAGCUUUUGAAUAUUUCGUACGUGCAUGGCAUCAAGCGCACAUUCCUUCAGCAACCGUUCGCCUCGUUAAUCACUACAUCCCAUUGUCGAAAUCAUUUGACCCGCUGCCGUUAACUACGGAGCAAGCAUCAAGAGGGACCACGUCAUACUACAUGCAAUGUAUCGGUAGCUCAGAAGGACUGGCACAACUAUAUGUCGAAGCAGGUCUUCUACACCUGGAAGGCACCGCAUCUACUAUCUUAUCGACAUCGCAUUCCAGCUUGUCGUCGCUCAGGGUGCCACACGAGCCUCAAGUCGGCGAAGCUGGCGCAGAUGCAUGGAAGCGAGACCGUGAUAUUGCUUCGAAAUAUUUCGAACGCGCGAGGAAUCUCCAUCCUACGCUGGAGAUUCCUUCAUUACCCCCCAGCUCCGAAGAGCUGCUAAUGCCGUCGAUUUAUCUACGAGAAGACUCGUCAGACUCGCCGCCCACGGAACCAGACAUACCUGUCAUUCGGAGACGUAGAAACAAGGACGAGCAGGAAGGCUCGCUCUUCGACCCCGAUCCAGAGGCCAAAGUGGACGAAAUUGAUAAUACGUGGUACCUGUAUAUUCCUGGGUUAGUAGGAGCAGGGACAGCAUUGUUAGUGGUGGGCGUGGUGGGCGCGUUAAGCUUUUCUACCUGGAGGAGAAAUCAGGGCGCCUAG